GCAAUGAAUACAGGAAUAGCUUAUUUUCUUUGCAAUCAAUAUCUGUCUAUUAUUUAUAUCGGGAAGAAAUUAAUUUCACCCAGCAGAUUCAGACAUGUCAGGAAACAGAGCACCGGUCAAUCACGAUUAUAAAUAGCAAUGGGUAAGGAGAACAAGGGCUCCAACACAAUUCGCCGCAGAAAGAACAAGCCGACUGUAGAGGAGAUCAGCAAAGCCCGAGAGAAGUGCCCAUCAGCCCCACUUGUAGCUUCUUCCUUAGAAGAUGAAGGAAGCUACAUGUUUAAUGAGGAAGUUUUGGGUCCGUCACCAAUGAAGCAAAUCAUGUCUUCUGAUCAGCAGUUAUUCCUUGGUCUUUUUGCGUUCAGAACUGUCAAUGCUUUACUCGUACAGACCUACUUUGUCCCUGAUGAGUUCUGGCAGUCACAAGAAGUAGCUCACAAAAUGGUGUUUGGGUAUGGUUACCUAACUUGGGAGUGGCGCUAUGGUUUACGUGGCUACCUUUAUCCAAGCAUGUUUGCUAUUUUCUUCAAGAUCUUGGCAGUGUUUGGUUUGGACAAUAGACUCAUGCUGAUAAAGAUGCCUCGAAUUGUUCAGGGGUUUUGGGCUGCCUGUGGUGACCUGUUUUUGUACAAACUAUCAAGGCGGUUAAGUGACCGUCCCACUGCCCAGUGGGCACUCCUGUGUCAGAUCCUAUCCUGGGUGACCCUCUACAUGAGCACACGGACCCUCAGCAACUCCUUGGAGUCUGUCCUCACUGUCAUGGCAUUGUACUACUACCCCUGGCCAGGAAAACCUAGGCUUGGUUCAUGGAAGUUUUUGGCACUGGCAGCUUUGUCUGUUCUCAUCCGUCCUACAGCAGCUGUUGUUUGGAUUCUGCUCUGCUCCUGGCAUUUGCAGCAACAGAAACAGAAUCUGUUGCGACAACUCAGGGUUUAUGUGCUUGUGGGAUCUGUGGCCCUGGCCAGCUCAGCUCUUCUGGAUCGUCUGUGUUAUGGACAUUGGGUGAAUGUUCAGUAUAACUUCAUGGAAUUCAAUGUGUUAUCUGGUAUGGGAACCUUCUAUGGAUCCCACCCCUGGCACUGGUAUCUCACCCAGGGUGUGCCUAUCCUGCUUACCACCCAUUUACUGCCGUUUACCCUUGGGGUCUGGUGGGCACGAAACAAGGUGCUGCUCUGGGUCAUUCUCUGGAUUAUAUUUAUAUACAGCUUUCUGGGCCACAAAGAAUUUAGGUUCUUGUAUUCAUUGGUACCAAUGGCAAUGUACUACUGUGGAGUAUACUGCCAAUCUCUCUGCACAUUACCAAGAAUUCACAGAAAGAAAUUAAAACAGCAGCAAGCCAAGUUAAGCUCAGAAGAUCAGAGCGAUAGUGCCAAUAAUAAGUAUUCAGAUGCAGAGGACAGUCCACCAACAAUGCCUGUUGAAGCUAAGCCUCUACCUAUUGAGUUACAACAACAACAGAAGCACAAAUUCAGUCUUAUGAAAGCUAAAUUGCUGACAAUAUUUCUGGCUGUUACGAAUAUACCAAUAGUACUUUACUUUAGUCUCAUCCAUCAGCGGGGCACCAUUGAAGUCAUGAGGUACCUCUACCAACAGGGGGAGGCACAAGACAUAAAUGUUAUGUUUCUAAUGCCGUGCCAUUCAACUCCAUAUUACAGCUAUCUUCAUUUAAACCAAACAAUGAGGUUUUUGACGUGUGAACCAAACUUUGGACGCAUGGAAAAUUACACAGAUGAGGCAGAUAUUUUCUUCACAGAUCCAGAAAAAUGGUUGACUAUGGAAUAUGACAUGGGAAAUUCUUCUCUUCCUACCCAUUUUGUUUAUUUUGAUGGUUUGAUACCGGACAUUCAGGGAUUUUUAUCAAAACACAAGUAUGUGACAAAAAUCAAAUUGUUCCACACACAUUUGCCAGAAGGCCGAGUGGGAUCCAAAGUCUUGGUGAGCACAUUGAAUAAAAAACUGAACCCCAAGAGGUGAUAUUUAUCAUAGGUAGUAAGGAUUGUAUUACAAGGUUGCUGUACAUGUACCAGUAUAUAUAAUUCAGGAAUGCAGAAGAUUUAAACAUUUACUUACAACGCACACCAGAAUAACAGUAUUGUUAACUGACUCCACAAAUACAUUUAGUUAAGAAUUUUGCUUCAAGUUGAAAUAUUAGUGACAUGGUCUUUGAUUUAGAAAGUGUUAUUUUGUAGUAAAUGUGAUUGAUACAUUUCCAAAUUUGAAUAUUCUGGAUGUAGACUAAUGUGUAUGUGUUUACACAGAGGGCUGUGGAUAACAUUGCUCUUUCAUAUGAAAAUAUAAUGUACAUCUACAUGUAUUUACAGCCUUUGAGUCGCUUUCAAGGCUAUCUGUAUAAUUAUCUUAGUUGUAAAUAACCUCUUUCAUGUCAUGCUUUUCACUGCGUUUUGCUUCUUCAACACCAGACAAAUGUUUCAUUAUCAUAGUCAGACCCAGAGAAGCAGAUUUUAAUGAAGAGCCACGUUUGCAUCACUACUGAAGAAACAUGACAGUAUUUCACUUUAAUGAGAACUACUUGUUAUACAGUUAUGUAAAUGGCUAAUGUAUGUGCAACAUUAAAGUUAAUCUAUCCUUUAUCAAUUCCCCUAUCUCUGAUGUGAAUAUAACCUAUUGACUUUAAUAAGUUUACCUGUAGAUAUAACUUUAUUGUAGCCUUAGUGUAGGUCACAUACACUCUUCAUGAGAGGAGCUUUGUUAAAUGUGGAAAAAUGCAAUAGAAGUAGGCUGGCAACAUAUGGUGACCCUUAGCUCGCACAAGCUUGUGGACUCUGUUGUAUGUCAUAUUUUCUCCAACACAAAAACCGCCAGAAUUAGACUAAAGUUACUUUUCGUAAUCGUGUUACAGUAUCAAAAAUCAGGUACCUACGAUAGGAAGUUAUGACUUUCUUCACAUUUUCAUGUAAAUAGAAAUAAAUGCCAGAAAAUCAUUUAUCAAUCAUCAGCCAUGGUAAUUAUGAAUGCUCUUAUAAACACCACAAUGGUUUGGGCUUUCAGUAUUUCAAACAACCUUAAUAAAUAUGGUGUUACCAGUCGCCAGAUCACAGAUUUAUGGCGUCACUUUUUGAUUUGACAAAUUUCCCAUGGAUGUGAUGUGAGUUUUAUCCUGGUUUGCAGAAUAUAAGAAUAAAAAUUAUGA
This is a messenger RNA of Liolophura sinensis, 3151 nucleotides long. Its product is annotated as GPI mannosyltransferase 3-like. Bases 139 to 1974 code for a protein of 611 amino acids. NCBI's taxonomy places the organism in Eukaryota, Metazoa, Mollusca, Polyplacophora, Chitonida, Chitonidae. The transcript is spliced from 8 exons. Gene Ontology annotation, biological process: GPI anchor biosynthetic process. Gene Ontology annotation, cellular component: endoplasmic reticulum membrane. Gene Ontology annotation, molecular function: alpha-1,2-mannosyltransferase activity. The record is from RefSeq and is a predicted model, not a curated record.